GCAUAGCCUACUUUCUGGGAAUGAUCCUGACGUUUGCAGUGAUGCUGCUGUCUGGGAUGGGACAGCCCGCCUUACUCUACCUGGUGCCCUUCACCCUGAUCACCUGCGCCGUGGUGGCUGCCUGCCGGGGAGAGAUGAGGCAGUUCUGGGCAGGAACCACCUAUGAGAUUAAAGAAAAGCAUCUAACCAGUUUCCCAGGCCAGCCCCGAGAGUUUGCUGCUUCAUUUUUGCAGACUUCGUGCAGGUCAGGCUUUUCUUGGUUUAAAGGUCCCAUGUAAUGCUUUUCCGGUUAUUACCACCCCCUUGUGUUAUGCAGCUUCUUCUGCAUGUAAACGGUCUGCAGAGUCACAAACCCUCAAAGUACACCCUGUAGCGAGUAAAACUCUAACAGGAAAAGUGCACCCUUACAAUGCCAGUUAGAUAACCUGCGUUACUUCCAGUUGACAUAGCAACUGUGUUGUCAUGCAGGGAAAACUGAGAGGUAGCCAGUCUCACCAGAGCAGAUGAGGCUCUGUAAAGAGAAAGUAAAAACUGCAUCAAGGGAAAUUACUCCGGGCCGUUUUCCCUUUUACUUUCCUGCUUCAUGUCUUAAUGUUGAAGAUUAUGUGAACUACGUUCAAAUCUUAGACUUUUUUAAUGCUUGAUCUACAGCCGAAACAGAGAUAUGUUUAAUGUUAAGAGAAAGUGAAAUAUAAUCAGCAGUUUUGAAUGUAAAGUGUGAUUUCAGUUUUUGAUCACGAGGCUUUAGGAUGUGUCAUCAUCAAUCAGCUCUCUGCAACCAGAGGUCCUGAGCAAACACUACAGUAUCACUCUGCUGUCAUUGCACUUCAUUCAGGCUUUAGAAAUCGCUGUGAGUCAACCACCUGAAGUGUAUUGACCUACUCUACUAGAUAUUGUGCUGUCUUUGAAGAACUGAAUGUACAGAAAUAGAAAGACUUCUGUUAUUCACAUGUUCUUAACCUGACAUGUGUGUUGACGUUACAUCCAGUCUCACACUCACUAUUGUGUAUAAGCGCUUUGAGCACCAGGAAAAGCGCUAUUACGAUGGCCGGACAGGCAAACAAUUACAUGAAAUCAUUGGAAAUCGAUGAGCGAGCUCGAAAUAUGGUUCAAUAUAGCAGUAGGUGAUCGAUGUCCAUAGAUGAGAGUAACAUCUACGUCACUUCAGGGUGAAAAUUAGGGCCCCGCCCACUUUUGGGGG
Molecule: messenger RNA, 1201 nt
Organism: Notothenia coriiceps (black rockcod)
Lineage: Eukaryota; Metazoa; Chordata; Actinopteri; Perciformes; Nototheniidae
Product: signal peptide peptidase-like 2A
Exons: 3
Coding region: 21-278 (85 amino acids)
Biological process (GO): membrane protein proteolysis
Cellular component (GO): lumenal side of endoplasmic reticulum membrane; Golgi-associated vesicle membrane; lysosomal membrane
Molecular function (GO): aspartic endopeptidase activity, intramembrane cleaving
Source: RefSeq, a predicted model, not a curated record